UUUUUACGAGUCGGCGUCUCUUUCGUUUUGCUUUGCUCUUGUCUUCGCGUUAUUUUUAGGCCGCCAAAGUGUUUUUUCGUUUUCGUGGCUGAAAAAACCGACAUUCCGUCCGGUUUGCCAAUAUUUUCGGCACGCAACUAUUUAAGGACUCGUUUUAGCCGGCACUAGUAGGUUGUUGGCCUCCCGCAGCGAUGAGGUUGCUGUACGUGUUUGCACUGAUCCUGGCCGUGCGCCUGGCCUCCGUCUUCGUGGUGCAGACCUACUACGUCCCGGAUGAGUACUGGCAGAGUCUGGAGGUGGCCCACAAGCUUACCUUUGGUUACGGUUACCUCACGUGGGAAUGGGUACAGGGCAUCCGCAGUUACUUAUACCCUGUGAUUAUUGCCGGACUCUACAAGCUCCUGGCUCUGCUUCAGUUGGACAGUGCUCAGCUUUUGGUUCUAGUCCCGAGAAUUCUCCAGGCCCUUCUUUCCGCCUACUCCGACUACCGCUUCUAUGUGUGGACUGGAAAGCGGAAGUGGGCUCUGUUUCUCAUCCUGGUGCCCUGGUUCUGGUUCUACACCGGCUCUCGCACCCUGGCCAACACCCUGGAGGCUUCGCUCACCACUAUCGCUCUCAGCUACUUCCCUUGGUUCGGUGAAGGAACCGUCUACCUGUGGCCCGCUGCCAUCUGUUGCUUCUUGCGCCCCACAGCGGCUGUGAUUUGGAUUCCUUUGUCGCUGUACCAUCUCCGCAAGAGUCGUCUGAGCGUGGUGCAGCUCAUCCUCAAAAGAUUUCUGCUGAUCGGGUUACUGGUUGCUGGCUUGGGCGUUGCCCUCGAUACCUACUGGCACGGCAAGCUAGUCGUGACCCCCUACGAAUUCCUUAAGUACAACAUCUUCAACAACAUCGGUAGCUUCUAUGGCUCUCAUCCCUGGCACUGGUACUUCACAGUGGGAUUGCCCACUGUCCUGGGAAUCAACACGUUGCCUUUUAUCUACGGUAUCAUGGAAACGGUGCGCAAGUCGGAGAAGUUCCCGGUCAGCAAACAGCUUCUGAUUACCAUCUUCUUGACCCUGGUUAUCCUGAGUGGCGUGGAGCACAAGGAGUUCCGCUUCGUGUCGUCGCUGUUGCCACUCUGCUUGUAUGUAGCCACGGACGCCUUGUCCCGAUGGAGCUACAAGGCCUCCUCAUCCCUUCUGUGGGCCACUGCCUUGGUCAUUCUUGUGGGCAACGCCAUACCCGCCUGGUAUUUCAGCACUGUUCACCAGAAGGGACCCAUUGAUCUGAUGCCAAAGCUUAGGGAGAUAGCUCAGGAAUACAAAGACGAACGCGAUCACCGCGCAAAUAUACUCUUCCUAAUGCCGUGCCACUCAACACCCUACUAUAGCCACAUCCAUGAGAACGUUACCAUGCGCUUCCUGACCUGCGAGCCGAAUCUGAGCAACGCAGAACAAUACAAGGACGAGGCCGACCGCUUUUUCGAAGACCCACUCCACUGGUUGAACUCAAAUAUUCCCGUCCAUCCGCUCACGGCGCAGCCCUCUCACCUCGUCCUUUUCGAUCCAUUGGCCGAGAACAUCAGCGUGUUCUUGCGAAACUACCGACUGCUGCACCGGAUCGAGCAUGCCGAGCAUCGCCAGCCGCGAACAGGCAACUCCAUUUUGGUUUACCAGCGCUUGAAGGCUGGCGGAGAGAACGCCUUCAACAACGAGGAGGCCGAGGAUAUUCCUCUAAAAGACAACCCCCAACCACAGGAGGUACCACAAAAUCAGUUCAAUUAGAUAAUAGAGCAACAGGAAACUGGAAAGACUUUGCCAACCCACCACUCAGCCCUCCAUCAAAGAAAGAUGCAUACGGAGAAAUAUUUUUAAAUGCCACUCAAAACAAUAUAUAUUUUUUACCCAUUUUGGCCUUACAAACAAAGAUUUUAGAAAUGUUGAAGCGACGAAAUUAUCACCUGUGCUAAUGGAUAUUGUAGUAUAGGCCAUCGUAAGCAUUUAGGCAUAAACGCUCUAAAGAGAGGCAAUAUAUGUUUUACGUAGUUGGUAAUCCCUUGUACUGUUCUUGUUUUGUAAUCUUCGAAAUAAAGAUUCAGUUCGAGUACAA
Molecule: messenger RNA, 2088 nt
Organism: Drosophila bipectinata
Lineage: Eukaryota; Metazoa; Arthropoda; Insecta; Diptera; Drosophilidae
Gene: PIG-B
Product: phosphatidylinositol glycan anchor biosynthesis class B
Biological process (GO): GPI anchor biosynthetic process
Cellular component (GO): endoplasmic reticulum membrane
Molecular function (GO): alpha-1,2-mannosyltransferase activity
Source: RefSeq, a predicted model, not a curated record